CCCGGGAAAAUGGCUUGAUCAGGCUGCCGAGAAUAGCAGCAGCAGCAAAGAAAGGCAGCCAGCCCGCAAAAGCAAGGACACUUCACACCACCCAUACUUCCAAAGCCCCUUUCCCACGGCAACAGAGGUUGGUUGGUCUGACUAUACUAUAGCACGGGCCUUUCUCACUGCCCGCUCGCUGCUUUGUCCCAAUUUCUCAUUCUUCGAGUUUUUCCAGCUGAAAGGCUAGCAUUGGCUUUCGUCGGAAUACGAGCCUUCGGCUUACAGCCACCAACGCGGAACAACCAUGGGUCGUUUGGCACCUGGAGAUGUCAAGGAGGACUUGACCCUCCUCCCUACGCCGACGGACGAAUCGAUUCUCGCUAAUAUCAAGGACCGAUACUCUCGAAACCUCAUCUUCAAUCGAAUCGGCGCCGGAGCUCUGGUGGUCGUCAACCCGGUCAAAACUCUCGAAUCCUUUUCCGACAGCACAUGCACUCAAUAUGCGGACUGGGCGAAGGACACGGCGGAGGACAAAGUCCCACUGCCUGCUCACAUCUUUGAUCUGGCGGUUUCAGUCUUCAACCACAUGUGGAGAAAUCAGCAGGAUCAGUCCGUUGUCUUCUCGGGUGAUAGCGGAAGCGGAAAGACCGAAGCACGAAAGCUGCUUGUUCGCCAGCUCAUUGCACUCAGCACGAACGCAAAGAAAAAGUCGAAGGUGCACUCUGGCAUCCUCAAAACAGAAACGAUUCUCGACGCAUUCGGAACGGCACGGACGCUCUUGAAUCCGAGCUCAUCGCGCUUUGGUCGAUACACCGAGUACCAAUAUGACUCACAUGGGCGGAUGGUGGGAGCAAAGAUGUUGGAUUACCUGCUGGAGAAGGACAGGGUGUCUGCCACACCGGCCGAUGAGCGGAAUUUCCACAUCUUCUACUACCUUCUUGCGGGAGCCACUAUAGAGGAGAAGACCCAGUGGCGAUUGCAGGACGCAACACACUACGCAUACCUGAAGGGUUCUCGACCAGUCCGAUUGACGACGGAGGACCAGAUCAAAUUUGGCGAGCUGCGCGAUCAUCUCAAGUCUCUUGGGGUGGGCCGCCGCUUACAGGCUCAAAUAUAUCAGCUCCUGGCCGCCGUUUUGCAUCUCGGCAACAUCGAGUUUCAGGAAGAUGUGGAGAAGCCUAAAGAGUCGUGUGUGGUAAAAAACGCCGAGGCACUCGAAAUCGCUGCUGAGCUUCUCGGAGUCGCGGCCAAGAAUCUGGAGAGCUCGCUGACCGUCCGGACAAAGCUCGUGUGGCGAGAUGUUGUGAGCGUUUUCAUGAACGCUGAAGAAGCAACCAAGCAACGCAACCAAUUGGCUAACACGCUUUACGGGCUGGUGUUUGCGUGGUUGGUGGAGCACAUCAACACCCGUCUAUGCAAAGAUGAAUGCGAUACUUUUAUCGGCGUUGUGGACAUGUCAGGAUUCCAGGAUACCGAGAACAAUGGGAUGGAGCAGCUGCUUGCGAACUACGCAAACGAGCGUCUACAGCAGUUUGUCAACAAAGCCGUCGCUAGUCCACACGAAGAAUACGUGAAGGAGGGAAUUCGAUCGGUUUCCGUACCACAGACUGACAACACGGCAACCGUCAAUUUCCUCAAUACUGCCCUCGGUGUCAUUGACGCCGCCACUGGGGAUCACGCCCAGGAAAAGCCGCUUCUUGACCGAUUGACGCAAAAGGUCGGCACCGAUGAGCACUUCGUCGCGGGUAAGACUGAGUCCACUUUCGGAGUGCAGCAUUCGUCACGAGUGGUUGAAUACCAGACGGCAUCUUUGGUCGAAAAGAACAAGGACGUCGUCUGCGCAGAUUUCGUUGCCAUUUUCCGCGGAAACGGAAAGGAUAUCCCGUCGUCGGCCAAUGGGUUUGUUCGCAACCUGUUUUCCGAAGGCGCGGUUGCGACAGAGUCUGCGGGUCGCGACAGGGCCAUGAUCACCGGUGCUACCCCCAAGAAGCCGUCCCGCCAUCCUUCAUUGAAGCGCAACAACAGCCAGUAUGGAGGAUACGACCGAGCGAACCGUGACACCGUAGCGUACAACUUCCGCACCAGUGUGGACGAGAUGAUCGAAACGCUCGGCGAGACGAUUCCAUGGUUCGUGUUCUGCGUGAAGCCCAAUGACGAUCUGUCAACGGACAAGUUCGAGUCCAAGAAGGUCAAAGCGCAGCUUCGUCGCUUCGGCAUUACUCAAAUCGCCCAAGCAAGGGCAGGUGCUUCCUACAGCGCCCACUACGAGAUCAAUGACUUCCUUGCACGGUAUCGAGUAAUCAUCGACCCAAUGGGCCUGGACGACAGCGGCGGCCCGAGCGGGAAAUGUGAAGACUUUGUUUUGCACAGCAACUGGACCAACAGGGAUAUGGCGGUUGGACGCAGCAAGGUUUUCUUGUCGGAAGCAUCCUGGAGAUCGCUUGAAGACGAAUUGAGAACCAUCGAAGACCAACUGAAGGCGGAUCGCAAGGCGCGCAAGUCGGACAAGUCUCGCGGUGGUUCUGGGUCUCAGGACGACACCGCUUCCAUGUACAGCAGCGAGUACGAAUAUGGUGACGAUGUUUCCAUGUUUGACGAUGGUGAAUCUCACUAUCAUUCCGAGUACGAAUACAACGGCGGCCUGAGCCAUCAGCAUUCGCAGGUCACCCUGGUGGGCAGGGAAAAGCGGUCCACCGAGAAGGAUCUAGAGGCCGGCCAGAAGGCAAACGAGGCUCUCAUUGAGGAGGAGGAUCACGUCACUUCAGCGAGGAGGAAGUGGGUCUGCUGCACAUGGUUCCUCACGUGGUGGAUCCCUCCUUUCUGCCUGUCGAUCUGUGGUGGCAUGAAGAGGAAAGACAUCCAGAUGGCUUGGCGAGAGAAGGUUGCGCUCUGCCUCAUCAUCUUCUUCUGCUGUUGCGCGCUGGUGUUCUUCAUCAUCGGUCUUGGUAGAUUGAUCUGCCCAAGGCUUGACGUCUUGAGCACGUCGGAAAUCGCAGGCCGCAAGGAUGCGAAGGACCCCUACGUGUACGCCUACGGUCAUGCUUACAUGAUCAAGGACGUUGUCGACACCCAUAUCACGACCUACGGCCGGCAGAACUACGAAUUGGCGAGCUUUUACGGAACGGACGUCUCAAACCUCUUCAACAAGGCUGCCCUGUUCAGCAACUACUGCCCAGGAAUCGACGCGCCGUCGCCGGGCUGGAGCAACCUCGCGAUAACGCAGCGAAACUCUCCGGCCCUAUAUAACCAUUCGCAGGUUAUCCCCGGGACCAACGGCCGAGUGCAAGACUACUUCGGUUACAUGAAUCAGUAUGCGCGCAAACGCGUUGCUUGGGCCGUCGAUGACGUUGCGAGCCAAGCAAACCUUCGCAACUUGGUUAUAAUCAACGACAACAUUUACGAUCUCUCCGCUUAUUUCGAUGCUCGGAGUGGAGGCUUGUUCAACGACCAAGGCAUGAACACUAUCGUCUCAAUGAAGGGCAAAGACGCCACCAGCCAGUGGAAUUCAUUGAUCGCGAAACCGGACCCGGCCAAGGCGAAGCGAUAUGUGCAGUGCAUGAACGGUCUGUUUUACGUGGGGGUGGUCGACCACCGGAAUGACUUCGUUUGCAGGUUCUCGAACUACAUUCUUCUGGCCAGUACCAUUGUGCUCGUUGUGGUCAUCGGAUUCAAGUUCUUGGCGGCCUUGCAAUUCGGCGGAUGGAAGGAGCCAGAAGACCACGACAAGUUUGUCAUCUGUCAAGUUCCUUGUUACACGGAGGGCGCUGAAAGCUUGACGAAAACGCUCGAGUCGCUCGCAACGCUCCGAUAUGACGACAAACGCAAAUUGAUCGUCGUUCUCUGUGAUGGAAACAUCAUCGGAAGCGGCAACGAUCGACCGACCCCUCGCAUUGUUCUCGACAUUUUGGGCGUCGACCCCAACCACGAUCCCGAGCCCGUCAGUUUCCAAUCCUUGGGAGAAGGCGACAAACAGCACAACAUGGCGAAGGUUUACUCUGGUCUUUACGAAGUCCAGGGACACUCUGUGCCAUAUAUCGUCGUUGUCAAGGUCGGCAAACCUAGCGAGCGAAACCGACCUGGAAACCGUGGCAAACGCGAUUCCCAAAUGAUCCUCAUGCGCUUCUUGAACCGCGUCCACUUCAACUUGGAAAUGAACCCCUUGGAACUUGAGCUUUACCAUCACAUGAAGAACAUCAUCGGUGUCAACCCGUCUUUCUAUGAAUACACGCUAAUGGUGGACGCCGAUACCGAAGUUUACAAGGAUUCGCUCAACCGCAUGGUGUCUGCAAUGAUCCACGAUUCGAAGAUCAUGGGAAUUUGCGGCGAAACUCUGAUUGACAACGAGAAGGAGUCGUUGACGACGAUGAUUCAGGUCUACGAAUACUUUAUCUCUCACCACUUGUCGAAGGCUUUCGAGAGCUUGUUUGGUUCCGUCACGUGUCUGCCUGGAUGCUUCUGCAUGUACCGUAUCCGCACACCCGUCAAGAACAUCCCGCUUCUCAUCUCGCCAAGUGUCAUUGAGGAUUACUCCGAGAACCGUGUGGACACACUGCACAAGAAGAACUUGCUUCACCUUGGAGAGGAUCGUUACCUGACCACCCUCAUGAUGAAGCACUUCCCCAACCACAAGCUUUCCUUCACCAACGAUGCUCAAUGUCGCACCAACGCCCCCGACAGAUGGUCUGUGCUGCUGUCGCAAAGGCGUCGAUGGAUCAACUCGACCGUUCACAACCUGUUUGAGCUGAUUCACCUGCAGCAGCUUUGUGGAUUCUGCUGUUUCUCGAUGCGAUUCAUCGUUAUGAUCGAUUUGUUCUCGACAUUGGUGCAGCCGGUCAUCCUUCUCUACAUCGGGUACUUGGUGUACUCUGCGAUUACCGAACCCGACAUCUUCCCAAUGAUGAGUGUCAUCAUGUUGGCCGCCAUCUAUGGACUGCAAGUGUUGAUAUUCAUCCUGAAGCGACAAUGGGCUCAGAUCGGAUGGAUGAUUGUGUACAUACUCGCCAUGCCCGUCUUUAGUUUCUGGAUUCCGCUGUACUCGUUCUGGCACUUCGACGAUUUCUCGUGGGGUAACACCCGUGUUGUCGUGGGAGACAAAGGGAAAAAGAUGGUCUACGCUUCGGACGUCCAACCGUUCAACCCUAAAUCGAUUCCCAUGAAGAAAUGGGCGGACCACGAAAGCGAGACGUGGGAGAAAGGCUCAUCUGGCUCGCAAGGCUCCAAGCAUUCCGGAUCUAGCCACAGUCGACGGGCUCCCAGCGUCGCAUCUGGCUACUCUCCGUCGGCCUACGAAGCACAAUCCCUCUACAACGGGUCGGUAUACGGCGCACAGCCCGCUCCAUCAGUGUACUCUGGAUACGGAGCACCAUCGGCAUACGCCGCUUCGGCAUACGGAGGCGCGUAUCAACGUCCAGCAGCACCACCCGCCCGUAACUCCUUGUUGAGCCUGGGAGCAGCGCCGGCGUACGUCGCCUCGGCAGGAGGCUACCCAACAGACGACGACAUCCUCCGGGAAACGAGACGCAUCCUUGCGACCGCGAACCUGAUGACGGUCACGAAGAAGCAAGUUCGGGAUGAGCUGAGCAGUAUGUUUGGAACCGAUCUCAACUCGCGGAAAGCGACCGUCAACGGAUUCAUUGAGGAUAUUCUGCAGGGGCGAUUGUAGAGACAUAUUGUGCCCUCUCUCCACAUUACUGGCGUUACGGACUUCCCCUAGCUAUAAUUACCCCCUCUUGCUUGCUUUUCUAUCGGCGCUAUUUUCUUAUCAUCUAGUGUCUGGCUCCGGCGUACGCUUUUAUUUAAUCUUUUGUUUCAUCUGCAUCCCAUCUGUAAAUUCUUGUAGUUUGCUCUAAUAUCUUUCAAGUUUUUGACUUGCAUUGCGAUGGACUUUCAAAUUCAAGGACAACAUUGUUAUUCGCCUACGAGAAGACCAUUUGCGAAACGCUCGCCAUCCAAAA
This is a messenger RNA of Fimicolochytrium jonesii, 5936 nucleotides long. RefSeq names its product chitin synthase-domain-containing protein. Gene Ontology annotation, cellular component: myosin complex; cell periphery; cell septum. Gene Ontology annotation, molecular function: cytoskeletal motor activity; chitin synthase activity; ATP binding. The transcript has 6 exons. The record is from RefSeq and is a predicted model, not a curated record. The coding region runs from base 287 to 5644 and encodes 1785 amino acids. NCBI's taxonomy places the organism in Eukaryota, Fungi, Chytridiomycota, Chytridiomycetes, Spizellomycetales, Powellomycetaceae.